UGAAGUGGAGUUGUAGGGAAUGGAGAACCUCAUCUCUUAUUUGUCCAGCUAGGUAAUUUAAUAAUCUUUCACAUUAAUUAGAGAGUAUACAAUGCGUUAACUAAAUACAAACGUUGAAUAAACCACAGCAACCUACAAAGAUAAAAUAAAAAAUACGUAAAAUCCCAUUUCUACAGACUGUCCUCUCUCCCCCUAUAUGGGGUUUAUGUUUAACUGACACAUACAAAAAUAUUCCGACAGCACUUGAACGCAGCGUCAGACUGCACUGCAUACGCGCCGUGGCGGAGUGCGAAGAUGGCGGAGAAUAAUGUCGAACCAGGGCACGAAUGGAGCGACCGGGCCCUAGAUACGGCCGAUGACACUCUGGUUGCAAUGGAAACCCUGCUGGCCACACUGAGAGCCUUUGAAGACGUACUCAGGCAACAGGAAAUAUCCAUAGCAUCUUCCACGGAGUACUGCGACAACUUCUGUCAGGCACUGAUGCACUAUGCUGGGAGCAGGAACUCUAUGGAACAUGGUCUGCCUCUUCUUGAGGUCUACUGUCUGUCCAUAAACUGUUUUGCUGCGGCCCGAUCUCACCUCACCUCAGAGUCGGACCGAGUGGCCCUUGUUUUGAAGAGACUAGCUUUGAGCUGUUUUGAGCUGUUGCUGUCAGUGCCUGAGAAUGAAAUCCCAUACGAAGCCUGGGUUCAGUUCCACCACUCUGUUCAGAUUGCCCAUGACACCUUGCUACAGUAUGGAAGCACAGACCUCCAGGCUUUACUCCAGAUCACAGGAGAGGGAGGAGCCUGGAGCAACCCUGUCCUUGCAUCUCUCCUCACCGGUCAGCCAACCAACCCACAAGAAGUGGAUGCAUACAUCAGCUUGGAGGGCGAGGGCUUCAUGGAGAUGCGGGUGAAGCACCUGGAGAAAAUGGGCGAAGUGGCCAAGGCAGUGGUGCUGGCCAAAGCUUGCACCGAAUGCAGCGUCAUCUCCAACCAAGCUACCUUUCGUCAAACAUUUGUCUCCCUGCUUUGUCACCUGCUGCCCAACGAAGAGGCCAUAAUGGAGAUAUCCAGACUCGACUGCAAGGACGUGCUGGAGAUCACGUGUAAUUUGGAGACUGAGGGGGAGGAGAACACCGCCUUCAUCUUGUGCACAACUUUCCUGACACAGCAGCUUCAGCAGCAGAGCCUUUACUGCUCCUGGGAGUUGACUAUGUUGUGGAGUAAGCUUCAGAAGAGGAUCGACCCCUCGUCGCUGUCUCUUCUGGAACGAUGCCUUCAGCUAGGUGCUAUUGCCAAAACCGUCCACCACUUGCUUUGCCUGGUCCGUGUCAUUCAGACUGAGACGGAGGAAAUAGGGGUACCUGCCUCAGUAGAACUUUGUGUCAAAGCCCUUCAACUUCCAAAGCAGGACGACUCCGAAUCGAGGAUCUCCGUCUGUAAGUCCGUGUCCUGCCUACUUCCACGGGACCUUGAAGUAUCGCGUGCCUGCCUGCUCACAGAGUUCCUGAUUGGCCCCAGCCAGGACAUCUUUGGGUCACUUCGGGAGCUUUACUUACGCCCAGACCAGAAGUAUGACCAGGAAAAUGAGUUCAUUCCCAACUCGCUACGCUGCGAGCUGCUUCUCGCUCUGAAAGCAUACUGGCCUUUUGACCCCGAAUUCUGGGACUGGAAAACUCUCAAGUAUCACUGCGUCUCCCUUCUAGGGUUGAUGCCAGAGUCCGAGGGAGAAGAAGAAGAUGAAGAAGUUGUAGAUGUAGACAAAAAAGAGACGGGUAAACAACACAACCCACGGGGAAUCACAGUGAAAGUAGAAUCUCACCAUGCAAAGUCAAUGAAUGGAAGUGUUGAUGGCCACGAGCAGCUUGAUGAAAAGCAGUCUUCAGAGUUGGCAGACAUUCCAGGUGAUUCAGAGACCAAGAAACCCAGGUUCUGCUGUCAGAUAUGUAAGCGAUCGAUCGCAGACACCCACAUCGUUCACCACUCCAAAAGGCAUGCAGGGGACAACAGCCACCCCUGCCCUCUCUGCCUCAUGAACUUUAAGAGAAGAAGAGAUCUCAUUCCUCAUCUGAAGGACCAUGUGCAUAGUGAAACGCAUGUGAAGGAGAACAAUGUAAAGAAAGUGGACGGUCAGAGGAGGCAGGAUGAGGACGAUGAUAUUGAACCAGGUGAGAUCACCGUUGACCCUUCCUUAAUGCAGUAUUACGAAUCCACACAUGAUCCAGACGUGCUGCACCACAUUGUGCAACAAGCCAAAACCGUGAAGGAGAAGAAUGUGGACAAUGACGAGCAUGUGACGUUCGAAUACAUCAACCAGCACUUCAGUGUGCAGAACCGGGAGGAGUACCCGUGUCCAGGAACCGGGUGCACUCGGACUUUUAAGCAUUCCAAGUACUUGUAUGUGCAUUUAAAGUCGGAGCACAAAGGGGAUGACAAUGUGAAACAUUUUCAUCAGGUGAGAGACAUGCGGGAGAAGUGUGUUUUUUGUAGACGCCAUUUUGUCUCCGCAUACCAUCACCACAAACAUCGGCGAGUUCACUACGGGGAUCGGCCUUACACGUGUGUGAUUAUGGGUUGCGGCGCUCAGUUUAGGACUUCCAAUGAACUUGUCACGCACAAACACACCCACGGCUAUCACCUCCACUACCAGUGCGAGCUCAAAGACUGUUACGUCACCUACUCCGACCUGGGACAAAUCUACCACCACGAGGCGCAGCAUUUCAGAGACGCGGCGUUUACCUGCUCGAGCGCUAAAUGUGGCAAAUACUAUUUAUCCAAGAAAGAAUUCAUGAAACAUUUAUCCACACACAACAUCACCUUCUCCGAGAAGGACUUUGAGGCUCAGAGGAAGGCAAAGCGGAAACUUCUCAAGACGGUUCCUGAAGCCACAAUCUGCUCUAAUAUGUCAGAUACAGAAGAGACGGUGAAGGUAGAAACACUAAGCGCUUCUGCAGCAAGUUGUGCCUCCUCCCCGCCAGCAACUCAAAGCAUGGAGCCCGCAGACGAGAUAAAUGACAGCAAGGAGCCCAAAACCACAGUAACCUUGGUCGCUGUGUGUUUUGAUGGGAGUAAGUUCACCUGUGGCUUUGAGAAGUGCGGCAUGACUUUCUCCAGAGCCAGAGAUGUCCAGAGGCAUCUGAAAUGUGCCCACCCAGAACACCUCAAGUUGGAGAACAAAGAGCACAAACGUGACAAAGAGCGGUCAAAGUCCAAAGGGACAAAGGCUGAGCCUGAGCCAGACGGUAAGGAGAGGGGAAGGGAGGAGGACUCGAUUCCACUUCAACCCAUAGAGGACCCAAAAGAAAGAAAAGAAAACAGUGACACAAACUAUUUGUGCCUUCAGACUGAAAAUGAUGUUCUAAAUGAAAUCCUCAUUGGGCUCGGCAAACUGGACCUGAACUCUCCGUCGCCUCACAGUCCGAAAAGCGAGGCGCCUCAGUCCAACCCAGAGUCUGCUACGUCUGAAAUAUCUCUGGCCACCGCGGCGAGGCCCCCUGUUGUGCUGAUUCAGAAGAAGUCCCACCCUGAGGAAAAGGUAAAAGUCAAAGUGGAACAAGCUACAGUUGCUGAUGAUGAAGGCCGUGACGAACCAUUAGCAGCUGCCAAGCCUUAUGUCUGUGAGAUGAAAGGUUGCGACUUCAGGACUGCUCAGAGUUUCAGCUUACGGCGGCACUAUAACACCAAACAUGGCCGCACAGUAGAGCAGGCCAAAAGGUUGACUUCAUCGUAUUUCAAGCCUUACGUAUGCAAGAUUUGUUCCAAGAGUGUCAGAGAAAAAAGUGCUUUGAGGUGCCACUAUAUUCAGAAACAUAAACUAAGUGAGACUUUGGUGGACAAAAUAAGCUGCGCAUCAACAUUGUUUGAGGGCAAAAAAGACCCUAAAAAACAUGCACCUCAGCACUUGAAAGUAUGGAAGAAAGACAUCCCCAAGCUGCAAAGCCAACAAGAGGCCAAAAGCCUGCCCCGGGUUAGCGAAAAUGGACAAAACAUGGACAAUCAUUCGCCAUCUGAGGAGGAAGGAGAGGAGGAAUCGAAGGUAAAGGAGCGAGUCAAUGAGCUGAAGGGAAAAAGUGAGGACUCGACCACACAACAGGUCAGAACCACCAGACGCCUGGUAGCCAAAGGCAAUCUCUGCUAUAUAUUGGACAAAUUCAGUAAACCCUUUCAUUGUGUGGCAAAAAACUGCGAUGCAGCUUUUUCCACCCAGGGGGGCCUGGUACGCCACCUCCAGUUGAUCCAUCAUUACAAUCGCUCUCAGCUCCUGCUGGAAAAAGACAUCGGCGCCAAUCACAGUCCGGAAGCCCGAAAAGAGCCUGCGAAGAAGAGGCCUCCCCCGAGCUCUGAUGAACCUCAGCCCCAGUACAAGUGUCACUUUGCCAACUGCCACGCUUCCUACCACCUGAAAAGCAGCUUAGUGCGACACACUCGCGAUUCGCACUCGCAGCCGCCAGAGCUGAUAAGGUGCGAUUUCGAAGGCUGCACAAGAGCGUUCAGCCACGACAGCGCGCUUAAAAAACACACACUCUACAGUCACUGCGAGUACUACGACUCGCUGGUGGUACGUCUGCAGAGCACUCACAAAAAGUCCAUCACUGGAUGCCAGAAGAAGCUCAUCGUCGCCCCACAGAGUCCUCCGAAAGAAGAGCCCGCACGGGCGGAGGGGUCCGGUCCGCCCGCCGAAGGGACCCCUCGGUCAGCGGUGGAGGUGGGCGAGGAGAAGGUGGAGGAGGAAAAGGAGGAGGAGGAGGAGGAGGAGGAGGAGAAGGAGGUGGUGGUGACGUCUGUGGAGAAGAAAAAGCCAGGAGAAAUAAGAACUUACAGCCGCUACGUCUUCAGAUCGCACGAAGAAGCGCUGCAGAUGUGCCAGGAUCGCUGUAUGAGCGCGGGCUACCCGUGCAUGAUCCAGGACUGUGACUCGGUGGUCACGUACUCAAAGAGCCUGCACCGCCACUACCGCAGGGUUCACAGCAUGCGGCCAAAAGAGUUUUCGAGACAUAAAGACGAGCUGGUUUUCAACGCCGAGCAGCUGGAGGAAUUGAUUCAGAAGAAGUCUGCCAGGCCACCGGUCCCAGGAGCGUGUUCCCCCAGUGGAGUUCGCAAAAUGGAGUAUCAGGCGGAGCCGGAAAACCCGGAGGGGCUGCCAUCCCCCGUGAGCUUACACCCCGUCAAGGCAGACGCACAAGAGGAGGCUAAUUGCGACCCAGUGGGGUUCCCGAAGGAGGAGGAGGAGGAGGCAGACAAGCCGCCGCCGCCGCUGCCCGUGGAGAGAAAUGGCGUCCUCGUUGGCGCAGACGAGGUGCUGUACGGCGAGCCGAGCACAGGCGGGGACCCCGAGGACACUGCUGCAGCCGCGCAGAGCAGCCAGAAACCAGAGGAGAGACUAAGUUUGGAUAAGAUCAAACCGCUCCUCCGCCCCCUCACUGUUGACCUCUCUCCGCCGUGCUCGCUGCGCUUUAUCGCAGAGGAGGUCGUCCAAGAAGGCGGCAAGGCGGCGAACGGCUCGGCAGCGCCAACGCCACCACCACCACCACCACCACCACCACCACCACCACCACCACCGGCCCCACCUGUCCGGCAGCCAUUAAAACGGAAAAACGAGUUGUCUGAACCGCCUUCCAACUUGAAAGACCCUCUGCCCCGCAGCGCUUCCGACAUCACCGCCUAUAAGCCGACGGGCUUCGAGUCCUCGUUCCUGAGGUUCAUACAGGAGACGAGCUCCAAAGACAAAGGCCCGGCGGCGGUGAAGCGGCGGGACUCCUUCAGACGCAGUUGUUCCGUCAAGGAGAACAAGCAGCUGGGAGUCUCCCACACCCGCAGCAGGCGCACUCAUUCCCUGCUGCUGAAGCCCCACACUGUUACUGGGGACGUCAGGUCGAUCCAAAACUUGAAGUCCAUCUUGGACAAAGCCCUGGCGGGCUGCGAGGACCUGGCCAUCAAGCAGCUUCAGUACCUCAGACCCGUGGUGGUCCUGGGGAGGCCAGUGUGCAGCAGCACCCUGCCCGACCUCUUCCCAUCAGACACCAACAGCAGCAAGCUGCUUCUUGGAAGUUAGUUGAACUGAGCACCUUUUUAACAUAGCUAUGCUACAGCUAUGAUUAAUUACUUUGUAUUUUCACAUUCUCUUCCAGUAAUUAUAUUUCUCCCAAAGUAUUAGUAUUGGCUUUUCUUUCUUUCUUUUUUUUUUAAGUUGCCAACCUUAAUAUAAUAGAAAUGUUAUUAGCUCUAAGAUAACAAGCUUAAACAGUGCACAUUUUUAGAUAUCUGUUGUAUGAACGCAUUCAAAUAACACCUGUUAUGACUCAUUACGAACACAAGUGUGUGUGUGUGUGUGUGUGUGUGUGUGUGUGUGUGUGUGUGUAUGUGUGUAUAUACUGUAGCUAUUCAUGACAAUGUACAGAUUUUCAGAUUGUUAGAAAUGUUAAGUAGUGUAUUGCAAGGCCUUCUCAGUUGUGUGAAAAUGUGACAAGACAUUUCCUGAUUAAAAAAAAAUACUCAAGGAAUAUGCUUGAAUAUUUUUCACUUAAGUUUGUAUUAAAUCAGUGUUGGGAUGCAGUGGAAAGAUAAUGGCAGACAUGUAUCUGACACGUUUUUAAGAAAUGUUUUUUGUCCUUUACUUUUGUAUAUAAAAAAAAAGUUACUUACAUAAUUCAAAGUAAUUAUAAAAUUGUAGCAUAGGAGCUGUUUGCUACAUUGAAAAUACACUUAAGUAAAUUAAAAUGUUUUGUAUGUCAAAUAUUCCACUGCCUGGACGUUUAGUAUAUAGAUGAUGCACAAUAUGGUGCUAUUAUCAGAAAUUCCUUUUGUGUGUUAGAGAGGUGCACAUUCUUUAAAAAUGUUUGAAUUAAAGGUUCAAGCAUAAAAUCUGCAGCUAUACGAUAUUGUAGCAUUGAACUAUUGUAUGGAGUAGGAGAUUUAUUUCACAUUAAAGGCUGUAUAUCUAAAAUACCAAUGCACAUGGCACAGCACCACCCCCUCCCACACACACACACACACACGUAUAUAAUAUAAAGGUUAUUUUUUUCUUUCGGGUAAAACGUUUUCUAACAACAUCAAUAAUCUUUUAAAAUCCAACCCCAAACU
Pungitius pungitius (ninespine stickleback) is the source of this 7064-nucleotide messenger RNA. RefSeq names its product RLF zinc finger (gene rlf). NCBI's taxonomy places the organism in Eukaryota, Metazoa, Chordata, Actinopteri, Perciformes, Gasterosteidae. Bases 295 to 6036 code for a protein of 1913 amino acids. The record is from RefSeq and is a predicted model, not a curated record. The transcript is spliced from 8 exons. Gene Ontology annotation, cellular component: nucleus. Gene Ontology annotation, biological process: regulation of transcription by RNA polymerase II. Gene Ontology annotation, molecular function: DNA binding; DNA-binding transcription factor activity, RNA polymerase II-specific.